Messenger RNA from Fusarium proliferatum ET1, 678 nucleotides. RefSeq lists its product as uncharacterized. Lineage: Eukaryota; Fungi; Ascomycota; Sordariomycetes; Hypocreales; Nectriaceae. Bases 1 to 678 code for a protein of 225 amino acids. The record is from RefSeq and is a predicted model, not a curated record. The transcript has a single exon.
AUGCACUUCCUCUUCAUUGGUGGAACAGGCCGCAACGGCUCUCUAGCUGUUCAAGAGGCUCUAUCUCGUGGCCACACAGUCACAGCCCUCGUCCGCAACACAAACUCGGCUAAACUCCCCUCGCACUCCAACCUCACCCUUGUUCAGGGUACACCAACUUCAGUGUCAGACAUCGUCAAGGGUCUUACAACACCUCAGCCUCCGCAAGUAGUCAUCUCAGCUCUUGCACAGGUCAGAGUCACAGAGUCGCCUUUUGCAGCUCUUCACCCGGACACUACACCUGAUUUCCUAGCUGCGAGCAUGCGUGCUCUGCUUGCCGCUAUUUCUCAAACCAAUAUCUACCCCAAGAUCGUGGUUAACUCAGCUCAAGGCGCUGGAUCAUCCUGGCGCUCUAUGAAUCUCCCGGGAAAGAUGAUCUUCAGCCACGGAAGCAUGGGUAUUGGUCUCAAGGAUCACAACGAGGUUGACCGUUUGGUCAGAGAUAGUGGACUGACUUUUGUUCUUUCUCGACCUGUUAUGCUUGGGGAGGGUGAAGCACAGCCUGUCAAGGUUUGGCCUGAUGAUGGAAAGGGCUGCGCUUGGAUGCCCAAGAUUACUAGGGGGACUGUUGGGAAGUGGCUUGUCGAUGCAGCUGAAAGCAGCGAGUGGGACGAACAAUCCCCUGUUCUUAGCAACUAG